Molecule: messenger RNA, 579 nt
Organism: Culex pipiens pallens (northern house mosquito)
Lineage: Eukaryota; Metazoa; Arthropoda; Insecta; Diptera; Culicidae
Product: lectin subunit alpha-like
Exons: 2
Coding region: 55-507 (150 amino acids)
Biological process (GO): biological process involved in interspecies interaction between organisms
Cellular component (GO): external side of plasma membrane
Molecular function (GO): carbohydrate binding
Source: RefSeq, a predicted model, not a curated record
AGAUCUUCAACGAUGCCCUGUCUUCAUCAUUUGGAAUAAGUUUAUUCUGGAAAUAUGAAGUUCAAGAUUCAACUCAUCCUAUUUGUCUCACUUUUCCUGGCAAUAAACUGCCAAAAAGAAGCCGUUGUUGGUCGAUACCACUUCUUCCAGGGUUACAAGGUCAACUGGAUCGGUGCCGUUGAAGCGUGCAACCGCAGAAACCUCACCAUCGUGUCCAUCGAAUCCGAAGAAAAGCAAAAAGAUCUGGAACAUGCCGGCGACCAAGCUCCCGAGGGUCCGCACUGGAUCGGGGGCAGUAACCUGUCCUCGAGGAAGGAUUACGUGUGGCUUCCCUCCGGUGAACCGUUUAGCUUCACCAACUGGCACCCCGGGCAACCGAACAACCGAGGCAAUUGUGUGAUUUACUGGAAUUUUCCGUCCUCGAUUCCGGUUGGCCACUGGUUCGCUUACGAUUGUAACAAAUCGUACGAUGCGUUCAUUUGUGAGGAAAAGCCAGUUUUGAACUGAUGAAAUGCUUGCUUAAAAAUGCGGGAAAUUAUAUAACUUUAUUAAAUUACUAUAUCAGCAUCAAACAUAGAA